AUAAAGGACACAGAAAGAAGAAAAUAUAAGUUAUUUAGUUAUAGGAAACAUAUUUUUUGGUUUUCCUGGUUCAAGAUGAAGACUCUAUUCGUUUUAUGUACAGCUGUAACAGUUCUACAGGUUUUUGAUGUAUCCAUCACUGAAAUUUCAGCAUUGAGAACAAACCCAACAAGCCCUACACCCAGAGAAGCUGUUGAUCCGGGAUCAGGAAAACCAAUAGUCAAGCCAAGAGCAAUAACAAAACCAAAUGGAACUCCAGAAAGCAAGCCCACUAAUCCUGAACCAGCCAACGGCGAACCUGGAACAAAUCCAAACGAAGAGGAAUCGUCGGAAGUUGAACCAACGACUAUAAAAGAAUCGGGUAGAAGAGCUGUAAGAACGGCGAAGAGGAUAGCCAACAGACGGGGAGCCGGUUUAUUAAACAGUUUCACUGGGCUGUUAAAAACGGCCAAUAAUACAGCCGACUUUUUUGGAAGAUUUUUGCGAGACCGGUCGAAAAAUGUGAAGGACGUGGCUAAGGAGAGUAUGGGUAUGGUGUCGAGUUUCAGCGACAGAUCAACAAAUGGAGCAAAAAAUUUAAUGAAAAGCGCCAGAAUUAUCGGUAACCAGGGUGCAAAUACAAUGUAUUCCACGUUGCAAAAAUCUACGAGCUUGGGUAAAAAUUUAGUUAAAUUAGGAGGGACUGUUGUGGGCACGCCGAUUUCUAUAGGUGAAGACGUAGUGAGUACCGGAAACAGCAUUGCAAAAAUACCUAGUAAAGUAUCGAGAAUUGUUAGCGAAGGUGCGAUUAAACCACUUUUGAAUACUUUCGGACCAAACAGCGACGAAGAAGAACCCGAAGAAGAACCAGAAGAAGAAAAUCCACCCAAAACCGAAACCCCAAAAGCCCCGACUCCGGCUGCACCAAUCACUCGGAAACCAACAAUUAAUAAAAAACCGACAUAAUAACGGUUUAAUUGAUAAGCUCGUAGAUAAUAAAUUAUCAUGUUGUCAUAUCGAUAAUAUUUGUAAAAAGUAGUACAUACCUAUAAAAUAUAAUUGACUGGCAUGCGGGUUAAAAGGGAAUAAGCAGGUUAAAUUCGCUACCUACUUACUUUUAGAGACAAAAAAAUUAUUUUGUGUAUGACUGUAUCGACUGAAAAGACUUAAAAAUAUAAAAAUAAUAAAAAUCAAAUAUUUUGGUUAUGAAAUUUACAUAGAACAUUUUAACAUUUUAUUAUACGAGAUACCGUAACGAUAGAAAAAUGCCUUAUUCCCUUUUACGCGAUCAUUCUCCAAUACCAAUAUUGUACUGUUAAAAUAAUAAACAAUAUAAAACUAUAA
Rhopalosiphum maidis (corn leaf aphid) is the source of this 1323-nucleotide messenger RNA. RefSeq lists its product as uncharacterized. Bases 76 to 945 code for a protein of 289 amino acids. Lineage: Eukaryota; Metazoa; Arthropoda; Insecta; Hemiptera; Aphididae. The transcript has 3 exons. The record is from RefSeq and is a predicted model, not a curated record.